Gasterosteus aculeatus aculeatus (three-spined stickleback) is the source of this 2690-nucleotide messenger RNA. RefSeq names its product P2Y purinoceptor 14-like. Gene Ontology annotation, cellular component: membrane. Lineage: Eukaryota; Metazoa; Chordata; Actinopteri; Perciformes; Gasterosteidae. The record is from RefSeq and is a predicted model, not a curated record. Gene Ontology annotation, molecular function: G protein-coupled purinergic nucleotide receptor activity. Gene Ontology annotation, biological process: G protein-coupled receptor signaling pathway.
CAUCACGCCAUCACUACAGGCAGCAGCCUGACGUUGCUGGAAGGCGGCGAUAGGAAACUCCCACAGAGACCCAGUCCGUCCAGUCCGAGUGGUCAAUUUGUGUUCGACCCCUGCAGGAGAUUCGGGACCAUGAGCGACCUCGGUGACCUCGAGGCCUCCUUAGAAUCCAACCUGACCAACGGGAGCGCUGCGGCCGACUGCGGCCGUGUCGACGAGCCGGCCCGCAUCUUCUUCCUGCUGGUCUACACGCUGGUGUUCCUGGUGGGCCUGCUCCUCAACGGCUUCACACUGAAGGUCUACUACUGCCGAGCUGGGCGGCAGCCGCGGGGCUCGGACGUCGUGACGGUCUACCUGAAGAACCUGGCGGCAGCCGACUUCCUGGUCAGCCUUUGCCUGCCCGCCCGGAUUGCCAACUACGCCACCGGCUUCGUCGCCGUCCGCCGCGUCUACUGCACCUUUGGGGCCUCGGCCUUCUACCUGAACAUGUAUGCCAGCAUCCUGUUCAUGGGCUACAUCGCGGCCAACAGGUACCUGAAGAUUGUCCAUCCAUUAGGAACUCACUUCCUGCAGACGGUGCGCGCUGCCCACGCUAUCACCGUGGCAACCUGGCUCCUCCUCCUGGCCCCAGUGGGGGUCUACGUCGUCAUGUCGCUGCUCACCGAGGAGCCACCGGCCUCCCUCCCGGCCUUUCCGAGCUGCAAUCUGCUGCACAGCGCGGUGCUCCACCGGCUCUACCAGGUGGUCCACAGCGCCUCUGCUGCCCUUUUCCUGCUGGUCCUCGUCUCGCUGGUCUUCUUCUACCGCGGCGUCUCCCACAGACUGGCGGCGGCGCAGCGGAGACAGCCGGCCUCUUCUGGCUCCAGGAAGCUGGCCAAGUCCCGCAGGAACAUGUUGGUGCUGGUCAGUGUCUUCUGCGCCUGCUUCGUGCCGUACCACCUGGUGCGCAUUCCCUACGCCUUCCUGGGGGGGUGGCGCCGUUGUAGCCAGGCCUUCUUCUACCUGAAGGAGCUGACCGUCAUGGUGUCCAUCCUCAGUGUCUGCCUGGACCCCCUCAUCUACUUCCUCUUCUGCAAAGCCUUCCGGGCUCAGUUCAGCCCGGGGAGGCGGCCCAGCUCCACGCAGGGAACCAACGGCGAGAGAAGGAGCAGUGACCCCCGGGUCAAAGGGGGGGGGCGGUUCUCGCUCGCCACCUCCACGAAGCUCAUCGGCGCGCUUUAAGGUGCACGAACUCAAAGAAUUUCUGUGCCGAGAAGACUUCAAAAAGUGCUUCAAAAAGAAGCAAAAAGGAAAUGUGUUUAAUGCUGCUGUUUGCUAAACUGUUGAUGACAUGUCUCACAAGCCUUUGAAGCCUCGAGUUCUGGUGGCUAAAAUACCAAAUGAAAUAAGCACCAAGGAGGUUGUAGAGUAAUUUUCUCAUAGACUUCUAUAGGACCAGAGGAGUCGCGCCCUGGUGGUCACUACAUAGAAUGCACCUUUAACUAUUAGAGAACCAGACGUUGCCUCUUGUUUACGGAUUGUUGCGAUUCAGAUUUUCAGAUUUUCAGAUUUUUAUUGCAAUAUUCAGAGAAGAGUUAAAGUUCCCACCAUGCGGCCGGGCUCUUCAUACCAUUGAGCACCUCGCUGUAGCUCUGCUAUCUGGUUUCUGCAUCUUGCUGCUGAUUGCGGUCUGCUCACAGAAACAGCUCCAUAUUUAUAUCAGAAACAGGAAGUCACCUGUUUAGUAGCCUGAAACAGGAAGGUGUUAGUUAACAAAUGAUUCUUUUAUCAGGUUCUUAUCUCCAUCCAGGUCUACUGCUGCAGGUCUGAAACAAACAUGUAACAAACAUGUAAAUAAACAUGCUAACAAACAUGUAAAUAAACAUGUAAACACACAUAAACAAACAUAAAGAGAAGCCACGAGCUGAGCGAUCACAAAUAGUGCACACACACAGACACACACACAUACAUUCCUACGUGUAAUUUAUAGAAAUGUAUUUAUAAUUUGCAUGAUUUUGCAUAAAUAAUAUUACAUUUACAGGCAAGGACAAUGUGUGAAUCUAAAGUUGUUGAUGGCUGUGAUGCUUUAAAGUUCUUUAGAUAUUUAAUUUGAGGGAGAAACUGGGGUAAUAAAUGCUAAUUAUAUGAUCCGAAUUAUGAUUUAUUUCAGUCACAGAAAAUGUUAUGAUAUAAAUGGACUGUACUUAUAUGAGAGUGUUGUUCUUUGUUUCGACCAGCAGGUGGCAGCAGAUACGAGCUAAUAUAUGUUACUCUUUUUUUAAUCAAUUUGAAAGAAACCAAAUAGUCACGAUGAUGAUUUGAAGACAUAUUCAUUAUCACAUCAAACGUAUUGAUUUAAAAAGAAAAACAAUUUGUAAAAUCUCAAAGUUAUUAUUAAAAAAGUAAACUCUAACAGAAGAAGGAUGAUACAUAUUUACAUAAAUAAUGUAUGAAUAAAUCUAUAACAUUUGAGUCUUUCAGUGUCUUUUUCUAGUCUUUUAGGGUCUCCUUAUAGUCUUUCAUUGUCUCUUUGUUCUCGUUUGGUGUCUCCUUGUAGUCUUUUGAUGUCCCUUUAUAGUCUUUCUUUGUCUCUCUGUAAUCUUUCAUUGUUUCUUUUUAGUCUUUUAGUGUCUCCUUAUGAAAAGUGUUAGUUAUGUCUCAUGGUGCUACCGUGCAAAUUACAGUCUGACUGUAAUAAAUAAACUCAGCUCUUA